Molecule: messenger RNA, 1631 nt
Organism: Corticium candelabrum
Lineage: Eukaryota; Metazoa; Porifera; Homoscleromorpha; Homosclerophorida; Plakinidae
Product: arrestin domain-containing protein 3-like
Exons: 1
Coding region: 95-1363 (422 amino acids)
Biological process (GO): protein transport
Cellular component (GO): cytoplasm
Source: RefSeq, a predicted model, not a curated record
ACUCAAGGUUACCGACAAGCGGACCUAUUUGACAGGCCGGACCUAAUCCGCUGCUACACCGGUACGUACACAGGAGGUACACAGUUCGUUUACUAUGGGGCGGAUGAAGAGCUUCUCCAUCACAUACGCCAACAAUCAGUACGUUUACUACCCAGGACAGGUUGUCGCCGGACAGGCAGUGCUCGAAAUCACCGACGAAGUGACUGCACGUGGUUUGCGCAUCACUCUGCGCGGCGAGGCCUACGUCCAUUGGACAGAACAACACGGAUCAGGACAGCAUAGUCACACUGUAAGCUACACAGACCGUGAAACGUACGUCAAUCAAUGUGUUACCGUCUGGGGAAAAGAGGAAGGAGAUCGAGAAGGAGAGAAUCCAACACUCUAUCCGGGAAUUCAUACGUUUCCUUUCUCUUUCCAGGUGCCUCACGCUGUUCCGUCAUCCUUGGAGCCGAAAGGACCGUUCCGAGCCCACAUUCGGUAUUGGGUAACAGCUAACGUCGACAGACCGUGGAAGUUUGAUUACAAAUGCAAGCAACCGUUUACUGUUAUUGCUCGUAUUGAUAUCAAUGACCCCGUAUUUCUAACUCCCAUGAGGAGUGACAACGAAAAGCAUCUGUGCUGUCUGUGCUGCAAAUCUGGUCCCUUGAAUCUCGAGGCUAGUAUCGACCGGGCAGGUUACUGUCCCGGUGAAUCGGUUACCAUAUCGGCUACCGCUCGUAACAUGACCAGUCGAUCAAUGCGAGGCAUGCGAGGACGGCUGAUUUCUAUUACAACCGUCACUGCUCGAGGACAUCGCAGGACUGGCACAACAACAAUAUGUGAAAUAAUGGGCGAGGAAUUGCGCGGAGGAGCAUUUGACCAAUGGGGAAGAAGAUCAUUGGCUAUCCCUCCUGCUCCACCAUCUGUCAAAUCAUGCAGAAUCAUAGACCAUUCCUACUACGUUCAGAUAGCUGUGGUAGUGCCAAGAGGGAUCAAUCUCAAAAUCCUUUUUCCUGUUGUAAUCGGCACUGUUCCACUACGUGAAGACGAGGCUGAAGCCAUUCAGUCACAGCCUCAAUUCAUCGACAACAGAAGCCUCGGCGUACGCGGGGUACCUCAAGCCAUUGCCAUGCCACAUGAGCCAGUGGUUGUACCGUCGGCUCCUCCGUGCUAUGCAGAAGCAGUAGACGAGCCAUCGGUCAAUAUUGGAGAGAGCGAUGACAAGUACACGUACGGUAACCUUCAGUACCUACCUCGGUAUCCAUACAUUCCAACCUAUUCUCAGACAAAUCAACCUUGGGAACCAGGGCCACCCGGACCUCCACCAGGGGAGUAUCCUAUGCAGCCAAUGGGAGGACAAUACUUUGGACCGCCAACCCACUAACUGAAUACAAUAGUAAUGUUUCUGUAUGCGCAGUAACUGUUGUGUUUGCACUAUUUCUUAAUCUGUGGUGGCAGUUGAACACAUUGCUACUGAUAGAGUAAUAGCCUUGCAAUUUUUGGUAACUUGCUCACAGGCAUGGCACACAGCAUGGCAUAUGGCACGGCACAUAGCUGUUGCAUGCGAGAUGUGCCACAAAAUUACUAAUUUUAAUAUAUGCAAAGCCAUCUAAUAUGUGUGAGUAAGUGUAUACAAAUUGAACACAAUUCAU